AUGUCUGCCCUUUUGACAACUUUGGGCCUCCGAGCCGCCCCUGGCCAGGUACCCGCGAACCAUGCGUCAGGCUUCCUGGUGGCAAAUUGGGUCUUCGCCUUCUGUUUGAUGAGCACCCGCGGCACAAAAAUGCGUCUGGGUCUCGAUCACAAUGUCAACCCACGCGAAGACUUGAACAACUACGGCGAGGCGGCCGUCCGGUCGGGAAAGAUUAGCCGUCGCGCCCUUGACAAGCUCAAGCGACAGGAGUCGGCGCAUGCCAAUGCCCAGGAGGGUUAUUCCUUGUUUGUUGCGGCGAUCCUCGUCUCCUUGUACGCCGGUCUCCCCAAUGAGACUAUCAAUACCACCAAGAAGUACCAAAAAGUAUCAGUUGAACUCAUUGACCUCGUGAUAAUGAAGUUCCUAGCCAUUGGUACCCUCCUGCUUAGCACAGUUAGUGCUCUUGCGACAGAGCAUAUUAUCAAAGGAGCUCAGAUCAUCCCGGCUAGCGAUAAGUCGGCAUUGAAGAAGAUCGGUGCUCAUGGACAUCACAAGCACCAUGAUCGUCGGACAGUGACAAUUCGGUCCUCCAGGAGUGACACCGACGAUGUUUCGGAAGAUUUCCUUUGGGGUAUCAAGGCUGCCAAUCAUGGUGGAAGACUUCUUUUGAAAAAGGGGAAGAAGUAUGUCAUUGGCAAGAAGCUUGACCUUAGCUUCUUGGAUGAUAUUGAGGUGCAACUCGAGGGUGAAAUUAAGUUCACUGACGAUAUCGACUACUGGCAAGCAAACCACUUCUACUACUCUUUCCAGAAAUCCAUUACUUUCUGGGUUUGGGGUGGUCAGGAUAUCAAGAUUUUCGGAAAGGGUACUCUCAAUGGCAAUGGUCAGGAGUGGUACAAUGCCUUUGCUGGCCGGGAAGUUCUGGACCCUUCCAACACUUUUUACCGUCCCAUUUUAUUUGUGACUGACAACGCUACCCGUGUAUCUGUUGAGGGUAUCACCCAACUCAACUCCCCCUGCUGGACCAACUUCUUCGUCCGUACCAAGGAUGUUUCUUUCGAUGAUGUCUUCAUCAACGCCUAUUCCACCAACAUAUCUGCUUUGCCUAAGAACACCGACGGAUUUGACUCCUACAACGUAGACGGUCUUUCUGUGACGAACACCCGUGUUGAUAUCGGCGAUGAUUGCUUCUCGCCCAAGCCCAACACCACCAACAUCUUCGUGCAGAACUUGUGGUGCAACAAUACCCAUGGUGUCAGCAUGGGAAGUAUUGGACAGUACUCGGGAGUUGAGGACAUCAUUGAGAAUGUCUGGAUUGAGAAUGUGACUCUAUUGAACGGCGAGAAUGGCGUCCGUCUCAAGGCCUGGGCUGGAGAGAAUAUCGGCUUUGGUCGCAUCAACAAUGUCACCUACAAGGAUGUUCACAUCGAAAACACUGAUGCCCCUAUUGUGUUGGAUCAGUGCUACUUUAACGUCGACGCCGACACUUGUGCCAAAUACCCAUCAUCAGUCAACUUCACCAACAUCAACUUUGAGAACAUCCAUGGCACUUCAUCGGGCAAGAAUGGCAAAGUUAUUGGUGAUCUGACUUGUUCUCCCAAUGCUGUGUGCUCGGGUAUCCAACUCUCUGAGAUCGAUGUUACUAGCCCAGCUGGCGGUCCUCCUGUCGUUAUCUGUGAUGGAAUCUCUGGUGAUAUUGGUGUGGAAUGCCAAUCGAGCUCGGCUUAG
Molecule: messenger RNA, 1707 nt
Organism: Penicillium griseofulvum
Lineage: Eukaryota; Fungi; Ascomycota; Eurotiomycetes; Eurotiales; Aspergillaceae
Gene: pgxB
Exons: 8
Coding region: 1-1707 (568 amino acids)
Biological process (GO): carbohydrate metabolic process
Molecular function (GO): polygalacturonase activity
Source: RefSeq, a predicted model, not a curated record